Scutellospora calospora is the source of this 851-nucleotide messenger RNA. NCBI's taxonomy places the organism in Eukaryota, Fungi, Glomeromycota, Glomeromycetes, Diversisporales, Gigasporaceae. The record is from the annotation of a GenBank genome assembly.
GUCCCGGAAUAGGUCAUGUGGUUUACUCUGAGAAAACAAACACUCAAUAUGUUAAUGUCACUGGAUGUCUUAAUCAAUCAACCUUCCUAUAUCAUUACAAGUCGAUGGAUCUUUCAUGGGCUAUUUGGGAUCAAGAAAAGGAUGGUUUGCUUACUUUAAAUGAGUCUUAUGUGUUAUUACAAUGUAUGGAUAAGUCUAAUGCCAGUAUGAUAAGAAAAGAAAUAAAAAAAGCUGACGCGGAAUUCAAUGAUAAAAGUAGGACAUCAGCGACAAUUUCAAAUGAUUCAAAACCUCUUGUAGAUGAUGUAAUCAUGAUUCUCUUAGAAGCCGAAUCCAGAGAAAAAUUUAAACAGGAAUUCCCUCGUUUGAUGGAAUUUUUUCGAAACAUAGAAAGUCAUACAAACGGUUCUCAUAAAUGGUUUUCUAUGGAAAGAUAUAAUGUAUUAGGUCGUAAUUCUGCUCCAAAUAAACCUUAUAUUUAUUCCGGUCAGAGUUAUUGGAAUUUAGAAGCUAGAUAUAGUGGGAAUUGGAUUUGGGAUAUAUUUGAGGAUCAAGGGUUCAUCACUGCUCAUUCUGAUGGUUCUUGUGGUGGUUUCUUGGGUCAUUCAGAUUGGAGUACUAGUGAUAUAAGUUAUUGGUAUAUUCAAGAAAAAUCUCGAAACGGAAAUAAGCGAUUAUUACCAGGGAAUUAUCAUUUCCCAGUGGAUUCUAUAUGUGACAAUUAUAUUCUUUCAAAGAAAAGUCAAGUCGAAACUUCAAAAUUCGAAAAUUCUUGGCAAAAAACAUUGGCACAGCAUUCAUUAGAUUGGAUCGAAGAUUUUCUCAGAGAAUAUUCUGGAGAAAGACGAUUU